UUGCAUGAAACUUACCACUUUACCCGCUUUUAAGCGUCCAGUUCAGUGGCAUGAAGUACAUUCACGUUGUUCGACUGUCUCCGCCGUCCGCUUUCAGAGCUUUUCCAUCUUCCCAACCUGAAACUCUGUCCCCGUUAGCUCCCCCUCCCCUUCCCCCAGCCGUUGGCUCCCACUGUUCUGCUUUGUGUCCCUGUGAAUUCGACUACUCUAGGGCCCUCAUACGAGUGGAGUCGGAGAGUAUUGGUCCCGUCCGGCUUAUUUCACGUCGCACAAUGUCUUUAAGGUUCAUCCGUGUUGUAGUAUAUGCGUCAGAACGUCCCUCCUUUUCAAGGCUGAGGGGCAUCCCAUCGUGUGUGUAAACACAUCUUGCUCAUUCACAUGUCGGCGGCCGUGUGGGUGGUUCCCACCUUCGGGCUCCUGUGACUAAAGCUGGUGUGAACACGCGUGUCCAAGUAUGUCGGAGUCUCUGCCUCGAGCUCUUGUGUGUGUCUACCCCGAACUGGGGUUGCCGGAUCAAAUGCUAAUUCUGUGUUUGCUUUACUGUUGAACAUGUGCUUUUCAUGCACUUUGUAGUCAACCUUGGUUCUUACAGCAGCGCCGAGAAGCGAGUAUCAUUCCCUUCUCUGGCUCCAAAAAGCCGUUUGCCCCAAGUGGAGCGGAGUGGCAAAUGCGAGUAUUUGACUUGGAACUCGGCUUUCCCCUUGACCAUUCGCCAUUCAGAGUGGUCCCAGUCACGUGGGUUCCUUUCAAGAACGAUGGCCUUCUGAUUGUGAGAAGCUUCGUCUGCUAGCGGCUUCUGCCCUUACCGGUCUUGGCCAUCCUGUCCAAGGUCGAUCGGGAGUGGGCCCGUGCCCCACGGCAAGGAGCAGAGGCUGUGUCUGUGGCCCCAGAAACAAAGGCCUUUCCUUCUGGUCUGUGUUUCCCUCUCUCAGCUCAGCUCCGUCGUCUGAAACAUGAGGACCUGGUUGCUUCUGCUCGCCGGCGGGAUCUGCAUGGGAAACGUGAACGCACAGGACACGUGCAGACAGGGGCACCCUGGCGUCCCUGGGAAUCCCGGUCACAAUGGUUUGCCCGGGAGAGAUGGACGAGACGGAGCAAAGGGCGACAAGGGAGAGGCAGGAGAACCAGGACAUCCUGGUGGUCCAGGGAAAGAUGGAAUGAAUGGAGAGAAAGGAGAACGAGGAGCAGACGGAAAAGUCGAAGCCAAAGGCAUCAAAGGCGAUCAAGGCUCCCAGGGACCCCCAGGAAAACACGGGCCCAAGGGACUUGUUGGUCCCAUGGGAGAGAAAGGCCUCCAGGGGGAGACUGGCCCUCGAGGGCCAAAGGGGGAGAAAGGUGACGUGGGGCCCACUGGUCCUCAGGGGCUACAGGGCCACACUGGGCCUUCGGGGCCAACUGGUCUACCUGGCCCCAUGGGCCCCGUCGGAAAGCCUGGCCCCAAGGGAGAUGCUGGGCCCCUCGGGCCCCAGGGGGAGCCGGGAGUCCGGGGGAUGAGAGGCUGGAAAGGGGACCGAGGCGAAAAAGGGAAAAUCGGCGAGACUCCCGUCUUGCCCAAAAGCGCCUUCACGGUGGGCCUCACGGUACUGAGCAAGUUUCCGGCUUCAGAUGCGCCCAUUAAAUUUGAUAAGAUCCUGUACAACGAAUUCAAUCACUACGAUGUAGCCACGGGGAAAUUCACUUGCCACGUUGCCGGGGUCUAUUACUUCACCUACCACAUCACUGUCUUCUCCAGGAACGUUCAGGUAGCUUUGGUCAAAAAUGGGGUAAAAAUCCUGCACACCAAGGACGGCUACGUGAGCUCGGAGGACCAGGCGUCCGGCGGCAUCGUGCUGCCCCUGAAGCUGGGGGACGAGGUGUGGAUGCAGGUGGCAGGAGGGGAGAGGUUUAACGGCUUGUUUGCGGAUGAGGACGAUGACACAACUUUCACGGGCUUCCUUCUGUUCAGCCAGUGACGGGGAGGCGGUUAGACUCUGCUCACCACCCAUCGGAGACGGCUUCGUGAAGAUGCUGUCCGAUGAUUCUACUCUAGGAAGCACCCUCAUUAUUGUAAUCAUCACAGAGCGGCACCCAAGUGCUCGUGUUGGGGCGCCCGGCUGGCUCAACCGGGGGGGGGGGGGCUUGCAGCUCUCGAUCUCGGGGUUGUGAGUUCAAGCCCCGUGUUGGGUGUAGAGAUUACUUAAGAAUAAAAGCUUAAAAAG
This is a messenger RNA of Neofelis nebulosa (Clouded leopard), 2198 nucleotides long. RefSeq names its product C1q and TNF related 9 (gene C1QTNF9). NCBI's taxonomy places the organism in Eukaryota, Metazoa, Chordata, Mammalia, Carnivora, Felidae. The transcript is spliced from 3 exons. Gene Ontology annotation, molecular function: protein binding. The record is from RefSeq and is a predicted model, not a curated record. The coding region runs from base 954 to 1952 and encodes 332 amino acids.